Nannizzia gypsea CBS 118893 is the source of this 900-nucleotide messenger RNA. RefSeq names its product vacuolar protein sorting-associated protein 74. Gene Ontology annotation, cellular component: Golgi cisterna; cytosol; trans-Golgi network. Gene Ontology annotation, molecular function: phosphatidylinositol-4-phosphate binding. Bases 1 to 900 code for a protein of 299 amino acids. The record is from RefSeq and is a predicted model, not a curated record. Gene Ontology annotation, biological process: Golgi organization; retrograde vesicle-mediated transport, Golgi to endoplasmic reticulum; Golgi vesicle budding. The transcript has 4 exons. Lineage: Eukaryota; Fungi; Ascomycota; Eurotiomycetes; Onygenales; Arthrodermataceae.
AUGGGGGCUUCCCCAGGAAGGCCGUGGAGAGUCCUCGUUUUCCCGGCGAGAAUGGACACAAGAUCGCAUUUGACCCUAGAGAUAUUAGUGAGAAUGAGGAACGGAGGAUACCUAUCAUUUUGGAAUGAGAACAUCUCAUAUGCACUACGAGGCUGUAUUGUGAUCGAACUAGCAUUCCGAGGUCGAAUCAGCAUGCAGAAAGACUCGUCGAGGCGGCGGUUCCCCCUCGCUGACCGGAUAAUUGAGGUUAUUGACGAUACCUUGACUGGAGAAGUCUUGCUGGACGAGGCAUUGAAAAUGAUGAAAGCUAGUGAGAAAAUGAGCGUGAGCUCAUGGAUCGACCUUAUGAGCGGUGAAACGUGGAAUCUAAUGAAAAUUGGCUAUCAACUAAAGCAAGUACGUGAGCGACUUGCCAAAGGCCUAGUUGACAAAGGUGUACUCCGGACCGAAAAACGCAAUUUCCUACUCUUCGACAUGGCCACACACCCAGUCGCAGAUGGCGGCGCAAAGGAAGAACUACACAAGAGAGUCCGCAACAUCUGCAGCAGCCGUACUGUCAUGCUACCCCCAAACCCGUUCCUUCCAGAGGACAUUGAAUUCAGAUACCUGAGAACUAUUGCAUUGGUGUGCGCCGCCUAUGCUGCGAAUGUACUGGAAAAUGCGCUUGUAACAAUGGGUCAUGAGGCUCGGGAACGAGCCUUUGCGCAGGUCGACGAGCUGUUAGCUGAAUAUUCACAGUGGCCAUUUGUGUCAAACAAGGGCGCUGGCGCACAUGUUAUCGGAGCAAACCUACCACAAGCUGUGGCAGAAGAGGUUGAAAAGGCCAAAGAUAAGGAGCUCCAGCUCGAGGUUGUGGCCGCAUGUUUAGGUGUAUUCACCCGCCUUGACUCCUUGCUUUAG